GUAGAAGACGCGGUCUUGUGUGCGGCCGCAUUUCCAUUUUCUGUGAAGAGCUGAGCGAAAUGGAAAGAAGGGGCGCUGCAUUUUUAGCACUAUGCUGAGAUCCCAGGCAGCAUUCUCACCAUGCUGGAACUGGGCUCCUGUUCGGUCAGUAAUCAUUCUCUGACAGGGGACCACAAUGCAGCCCCUGCAGGACCAGAGUGUCCAGUGGGUGGUCUGGGCAUGGUGGCGAUUUGUGGAAAAAGUAGGCACCACAUCCACCACCCAUCCCCGGUGGAUUGUGAGAGUUGGCAGAAGCAUCGUACCGGACUGGCCAGAGGGUGUUCUGAGUCCCACUCUCUCCUUGAGGCCCAAAGUCUCUCAACCAGCUAUGACACCCUCUACCUCCCACAUUUGUCGGGCCAAGUUCACCCUCUGAACCCGAACCGCCUGGGCCUCUCUCUUGAUGUGGCCUCGACUUUUGACGUCGGAGGGGGGAUGCUGGGGGUGGAUGGCGACAUGGUAGUCAGUCCCAAUGUGAUGAAGAGACGACGCGGCGGCCUGAUUGAGCAGAAGGACAUUGUAAAGGCGCACCAGGCUCACAAGAUACACAGCACGCCACAGGCACGGCGCAAGGAGUGGGAAAUGGCCCGGUUUGGAGACGACGUCCCGGGCUUGUUAAGCUCAGGGGAUGGAGGGUCCGAGCGCAACCGGAACCGCGAUGGCGCGGCCGUGUCCACAGGUGGCAUCUCCCCAGCAUUCAAGCAGACCAAAGCGCAGCGUGCCCGCACAAUGGCCUUGUACAACCCCAUCCCUGUCAGGGAGAACUGCUUCACCGUCAACAGGUCUCUCUUCAUCUUUGGCGAGGACAACAUAGUCAGGAAGUACGCCAAGAAAAUCACUGAGUGGCCGCCGUUCGAGUACAUGAUCCUCGCCACCAUAAUUGCCAACUGUAUUGUUUUGGCUCUGGAGCAGCACCUUCCUGGAGAGGACAAAACACCCAUGUCCAAGAGACUGGAGAAGACGGAGCCCUACUUCAUUGGGAUGUUCUGUUUCGAGGCUGGGAUAAAGAUCAUCGCCCUGGGUUUUGUUUUUCAUAAAGGAUCCUACCUUAGGAAUGGCUGGAACGUCAUGGACUUCAUUGUCGUCCUCAGUGGGAUCCUGGCUGCAGCAGGGGCGCAUAUGAACAUCUCAGUGGACCUCAGGACUUUGAGGGCAGUGCGAGUGCUUCGACCCCUCAAACUGGUUUCAGGCAUCCCCAGUCUGCAGAUUGUCUUGAAGUCUAUAAUGAAGGCCAUGGUCCCUCUGCUGCAGAUCGGCUUGCUCCUGUUUUUUGCAAUCCUCAUGUUCGCAAUCAUCGGCCUGGAGUUUUACAGCGGAAAACUGCACUCCACCUGCAAACCACAGCCUGGAAUACUCGGAAAUGAGACGGUGGACUCCUCUGAGUUUGAAUUCCCGUGUGGCGUGCGUCACUGUCCAGCCAAAUACACCUGCCGCGAUACUUGGAUUGGCCCAAACGAUGGCAUCACCCAGUUCGACAACAUUCUGUUUGCUGUUCUCACUGUCUUCCAGUGCAUCACCAUGGAGGGAUGGACCACUGUGCUCUACAAUGCUGACGAUGCCUUGGGCCCGAGCUGGAAUUGGCUCUACUUCAUCCCGCUCAUUAUCAUCGGCUCUUUUUUUGUCCUGAACCUGGUGCUGGGAGUUCUCUCCGGGGAAUUUGCCAAAGAAAGAGAGAGGGUGGAGAACCGCAGGGCCUUUAUGAAACUGAGACGCCAACAGCAGAUUGAGAGAGAGCUCAAUGGAUACCGGGCCUGGAUCGACAGAGCAGAGGAGGUGAUGCUUGCUGAGGAGAAUAAGAAUCCAGGACCCUCCGCUCUCGAUGUGUUGAAGAGAGCAACGACCAUCAAGAGGAGAGGCCUGGAUGUGGUGCAUCGUGGGCAAGCAGGGGAGGAACAAUAUGGUGACAUCUCCUCUGUAGGCAUCCCCAUGGCCAGAGCAAGUAUCAGGAGUGCCAAGCGAGGUCCUACAGCCUAUUUCCGCCGCAAGGAGCGCCUCCUGCGUAUCUCCAUCCGCCGCGUGGUGAAGACGCACACUUUCUACUGGACCGUGCUUGGCCUUGUGGCCCUAAACACGCUAUGCGUGGCCAUCGUUCAUCACAACCAGCCUCUCUGGCUGUCCAACUUCCUCUACUAUGCAGAGUUCCUGUUCCUCGCUCUGUUCCUGACCGAGAUGUUCCUGAAGAUGUACAGCUUGGGACCGCGGCUCUACUUCCACUCUUCCUUUAACUGCUUUGACUGCAGUGUAAUUGUUGGCAGCAUCUUUGAAGUGCUGUGGGGUUUCUUCAGGCCUGGCACUUCAUUUGGCAUCAGUGUCCUCCGUGCGCUCCGUCUGCUGAGGAUCUUCAAGAUUACUAAGUACUGGGCGUCUCUGAGGAACCUGGUCGUGUCUCUGAUGAACUCCAUGAAGUCCAUCAUCUCUCUCAUUUUCCUUCUCUUCCUCUUCAUCGUUGUGUUCGCACUCCUCGGCAUGCAGCUCUUUGGUGGCAGGUUCAUCUUUGAAGACUAUACCCCAACAAACUUUGACACCUUCCCUGCAGCCAUCAUGACCGUCUUUCAGAUCCUGACUGGAGAGGACUGGAAUGAGGUUAUGUACAAUGGUAUUCGCUCUCAAGGAGGAGUCAAGUCUGGCAUGUGGUCCUCCAUCUACUUCAUAGUGCUCACUUUGUUUGGAAACUACACUCUGUUGAACGUCUUCUUGGCCAUCGCUGUGGAUAAUCUUGCCAAUGCGCAAGAACUGACCAAGGAUGAAGAGGAAGCAGAGGCAGCUUUCAACCAGAAACAUGCUCUCCAGAAAGCCAAGGAGGUCGGACCGUUGUCCUCCUUUAUGUCUUCAGAGGGAAGCCGAAGGCGGCGGCCCUACCUGUACAGAAAACGAGCCAUCCACCGCAGCCGGCCUACCUACUCCUGCUCCCUGGAGGAGAACCCGGGGAGCAUCAGGGAGGGCCGUCCACUCCCACCACUCAACCCCUCUAACUCUUUCAUGUCUAGGAGAGAGAGAAGAAAAAGGAUGACUAUGUCAGUGUGGGAGCAGAGGACCAGCCAGCUGCGCAGACACCGCCAGAUGUCCAGCCGAGAGGUCCUAUACAGCACCCCCAGCGAGGACAAGGAUGGUUCUCCUGCUCCAGCCCAGGCCCUGCAUGGACAUCCACUGUCGCUGCACUGCAAGACCGUGCAGCACACGCCGUCUGGGAGCUUGAAACGCCUGACAGAUCCCUCAGCAUCCCCAUCCAAGAACCAGGCUGUAGGCUCAACUGUGCCUGUGGACACACCUCUGGGUGCCAUGCUGUCCGGCGAAAUACCAGAACCCCCAGAGUCAAUGGAUCCCAAAAAAGUUCCUCUGCCUGAUGUGACUGUGGCUAUGACCAUACCAGAGCCACCUGAACCUGAGAGUGGAAAACUCGCUGUCAGCCAGAGUCACAACAGCAUCAGCGAGCGUCAAAGCCCACGGCUGAAUGGUGAUCGCCAACAUAGGGCAGUGAAGAAGUUCAGACCCCCGGAGAACGUUGACACACUGACUCCUGAGAUUGGAGGUUUUGGUGGGAUCAGGGACAGGAGGUUACAGCAACACUGCGACCAUAAGAGAGGAGCCAGAAGUCAGGGAAGAUCUACCGGGAACGAUGUCCAUUUGGCAAGCCGCUCAACCAGCAGAGGGAAGCUCGAAGAGGAGGAGGAGGAGACCAAAACAGAGGUGGUGAUCAAACCUGAGGACAGCAGACAAGGUGAUCAGAGUGAAGAAGGGGACACAAAACCACCAAACAAUCAAAGCCACUCUGAUAACCCUUGUCCUACGAAGCAAGAGGAGGUUCCUCAGCACUCAGAUUUGUCCCCUCCUGCCAUUUCUGAGGACAAUAAAGACGACAAGAAUCCGGAGCAGGAUCAGAACAAACCUCAGCUCAGCUCCAGUGUGAUCAUUGAGGUGCCAAGUGUACAGUCGUGUCUGGAGCUUUCCACGAUCACAGUCAACAGUAAAGACCACGAAAUCUGUAAGUCAGAGAAGGAGGAGGCAGAGGUUACAAAUCCUGCCAACACUGUGACUCCAAACAGCAUGUUCAUCUUCAAACCUGACAACCCCGUUCGCCGAGCUUGUCACUAUGUAGUGAACCUGCGAUACUUUGAGAUGUCCAUCCUGCUGGUCAUUGCUGCUAGUAGUAUAGCACUUGCUGCUGAAGACCCUGUGGCUGCCUCCUCCGACUGGAAUAAGGUUCUGCGUUACUUUGAUUAUGUUUUCACUGGAGUCUUCACAUUUGAAAUGAUCAUUAAGAUGAUUGACCAGGGUCUGAUCCUGCAUGAUGGCUCCUAUUUCAGGGAUCUGUGGAACAUCCUCGACUUUAUUGUCGUGGUGGGAGCACUGGUGGCCUUUGCCCUCACCAAUGUUUUGGGAAAUAACAAAGGACGGGACAUUAAAACCAUCAAAUCUCUGAGGGUGCUGCGUGUCCUCAGACCACUGAAGACUAUUAAGAGACUUCCUAAACUCAAGGCAGUUUUUGACUGCGUGGUGACAUCUCUGAAGAAUGUCUUCAACAUCCUGAUAGUUUACAAACUUUUCAUGUUCAUCUUUGCCGUCAUUGCUGUGCAGCUCUUCAAGGGAAAGUUUUUCUACUGUACUGACAGUUCGAAGGACACAGAGAAAGACUGCCAGGGUUACUACAUUGACUACGGGAAAGACAAGAAAGAGGUGAAGCGAAGAGAAUGGAAGAGGCACGAGUUUCACUACGACAACGUCAUCUGGGCCCUUCUCACCCUCUUCACUGUUUCCACUGGAGAAGGAUGGCCACAGGUCCUGCAGCACUCAGUGGAUGUGACUGAGGAGGACAGAGGGCCCAGCCAUGGCAACAGGAUGGAGAUGUCGAUUUUCUACGUCAUUUACUUUGUUGUCUUUCCUUUCUUUUUUGUCAAUAUCUUUGUGGCUCUCAUCAUCAUCACCUUCCAGGAACAGGGGGAUAAGAUGAUGGAGGAGUGCAGCCUGGAGAAGAAUGAGAGGGCCUGCAUUGACUUUGCCAUCGGCGCCAAACCACUGACCCGUUACAUGCCGCAGAACCGUCACACCUUCCAGUACCGUCUGUGGCAUUUUGUGGUGUCGCCCUCUUUUGAGUACACUGUCCUGACCAUGAUCGCUCUCAACACGAUUGUACUGAUGAUGAAGUAUUACUCUGCUCCACCGGCAUACGAGGCGGUGCUGAAGCAUCUGAACACGGCUUUCACUGUCCUCUUCUCUGUUGAGUGCAUCCUCAAGAUCAUGGCAUUUGGGUUUCUGAAUUAUUUUCGAGACACAUGGAACAUUUUUGACUUUAUCACCGUCUUGGGCAGCAUUACUGAGAUUGUGGUCGACCUGCAGUUUGUUGAUACAUUCAACAUGAGUUUCCUGAAACUGUUCCGGGCUGCUCGUCUGAUCAAACUGCUGAGACAAGGCUACACCAUCCGGAUUCUUCUGUGGACAUUCGUACAGUCUUUCAAAGCCUUGCCCUAUGUCUGCCUGCUCAUCGCCAUGCUCUUCUUCAUCUACGCCAUAAUUGGCAUGCAGGUGUUUGGAAACAUAAAGUUGAACGAGCAGACUCACAUUAACCAGCACAACAACUUCAAGAGCUUCAGUGGCGCUCUGAUGCUGCUGUUCAGGAGUGCCACAGGGGAGUCAUGGCAGGAGAUCAUGUUGUCGUGUCUGGGGGGACAGCAGUGUGAGACGGACCCCUCUCUUACAUCAGAUCCGGAGGGAGGCUGUGGCUCGGACUUUGCCUAUUUCUACUUUGUCUCCUUCAUCUUCUUCAGUUCCUUCCUGAUGCUGAACCUCUUUGUGGCUGUGAUCAUGGAUAACUUUGAGUAUCUGACGAGAGACUCCUCCAUCCUGGGCCCUCACCACCUGGAUGAGUUUGUGCGGAUCUGGGGAGAGUAUGACCGUGCUGCCUGUGGUAGGAUCCACUAUAAGGAGAUGUACAAAGUUGUACGCACUAUCUCACCUCCCCUGGGCUUUGGAAAGAACUGCCCACACAGGGUGGCAUGCAAGAGAUUAGUCCUGAUGAACAUGCCCGUGGACGAUGACAUGUCUGUCCACUUCACCUCCACCCUCAUGGCCCUCAUCCGCACUGCUCUGGAAGUCAAGAUAGCCAGAGGCGGAGAAGAUAGAAAUCAGAUGGACCUGGACCUGCAGAAGGAGAUCAGUGUCAUCUGGCCUCAUCUCUCUCAGAAGGCGCUGGACCUGCUGGUUCCUAUUCACAAAGCCAGUGACAUGACCAUAGGGAAGAUCUAUGCUGCCAUGAUGAUCAUGGAUUAUUACAAGCAGAGCAAAGCUAAGAAGCUGCGACAGCAACUAGAGGAACAGAAACAUGCUCCUAUGUUCCAGCGUAUGGAUGCUUCCUCUCUGCCUCAAGAAAUCCUAUGCAAUGCCAAAUCGUUCCUUAGACACAAUCCUGGAUCUGCCCUCACCAGAGGUGGCUUUGUGGCGCUCAGCCCCAUUUCCCCCCAAGAGAUGUUUCUGCAGCCGCUGCCUCACUCUAUGGAAAAGGAGGAGGAGGUUGAUGAUGACUACCGUUCACCAUACCACCCCUACCACCACCCGCAUCAUCUCCAUCGACACCAUUUACACACACUGGUGCCAGAUGUAGCGGAGUUUAACCAAGUGAUUCAAGAGGCCGCGAAGGACCCAACAGUUCUUAAAACACCUCAGCGGACAGCAUCUAUCAGAGCAUCCUCCAUGCCCAGACUGGCUGUUGAUCCACAGCUGGGGAUGUCAGCGGAUAGUAAGCUAAUGAAGCGCUCCUUCUCCACCAUUGGUGACCAGUGUGUGAACGGCCUGUGGCAGGAACAACACUCUCUGGAGAGAGUCAGUCCUGACGACACAUACAGACCCCGGCAGAGGAGCUACAGAGGCCCAAGAAUCAACCACAAAGAGACAGUUAUUCAUGAGAGAGGGCGAUCUAAGGAACGGCGCCACCUACUGUCCCCUGACGUGUCACGCUGCAACUCUGAGGAGCGGAGCCAAGAUGCUUCAUGUGAGAGGAGACGGUCCCGCUCACCGAGUGAAGGACGUACUCACAACCUACAGAGACAGGUCAACCCAUCAGGCAGCCCAGCUCACACAGCCUCAGAGUCCGGUACUCCUCGUAAUCGACGCCAGUUGCCCCAGACACCCUCUCGCCCGAGGCCUUACAUCUCCUACUCCCCUCUGGUUUGCCAAGCCCAAAGCUCUCCCACACCAGUAACCUCGUCUGAGGCACAGACACAGGCUCAGGAUGGACCUGUCACUUCCACAGAUUCCUCACGGAGAGCUGACAAGGAGGCGGUCCCCCUAUCUGCAAGCCAAGGGUCAUCCGUAGGUCAAGUUUUAGCAAUGAGCCACCCAUCUCCUCACCGCUACAUCUCAGAGCCCUACCUCCCCUACCAUGAAGACCUUGGGGCUGGUGAGGCGGGUGAUCGGCAGGAGACCCUCACUUUUGAGACUGCCGUGGCAACCAGCCUGGGACGAGCCAACGCCAUAAACUCUGCCCCUCAGCUCAGACACUCCUGGCAGGUUCCUAAUGGGCAUUUCCAGAAGCACAUGGGCCAGGUGAGUCCAUCUGGAGCCAGCGAGUUGCUAAGUGACACAGAUGAGGACGACCGCUGCUAAAAAUGUACAGGACAGAAGUGGAAAGACUUGUCACCUCAGAGGCUGUAGCUCCUGUGCAGCUCUGAUAGCUUGUAUUCUCAGCACCGGUAGCAUAAGAGGCAGGACUGAGCAACACUGCUGUUUAUCUGGAUACCUGGCUGUGUGUCUCUCUCUGCAUCCUGCCCUUGCUUGUGUGUCUGUCAUGGCUAGAGGGAGAGUAUGUGUGUUUUUGUGUGUAUGCUCUUAAUAGAGGAACAUUUGCCAAAUCGGAUGAGUAGCAGAGACUUAAAGUACCAUGAGUAGCUCACUGAAGGCAAACCCACAUGGCCAAGCCUUUAGUGUUAGUGUUUUGAUCAAAUGUGGUGAGAUGUUGGUCCAAGGAGUUCAAUUUUCUUGUUCAAGAAAGUGAUUUAAGUGCAUUUUGUGUAGGUGCAGUACUGUGCAAAAGUGUCAGAGCAUCAGCAGCGUCGUCAGUUUAUGUGAUCAUUGGCAUUUGGAUUUGAAUAAUGUGACUGACAUAGACCUUUUUCACAGCAGAUAUUUUUCAACAUCAAAUAGUAGGACAAAUUGAAGUUAAUUAAGGCUCCACUCCAGCUUUAAGGGAGCCAGGGUCAAGUGUAAGGUUAGGUCACACUAAAUACUUUGUGUACUAAAAACUGUAGUACCUGUUUUUUUGUUGUUUUUGAAAAAGUGAUCGAGAAAUAAUUAUACUGUAUGGUCAUUGUAGCGUUGCUCUAAUGGUGAUUUUUGCACAGUACUGUACAAAUGUAACAUUGAAUGUAUGUCAGCUUGUUUUUUCUUAUGUUCAGGCCAUUUGAGGUGUUAGCUGUCAGGUUUAACUGUGCGUGCGUGCAACUGUAGCAAUGAAAUGAGGGUUGUUUUAGCCGGAUUCUAACGGACAACCAGCCAUUCCCAAGAAUUCAUGUUUACAAAACAAUAUCCUCACUCUUUGUGGACGUAAUGUGAGCUAAAUCUCCGUCCAGUGAUAGUCUAAUUAUUUUUCUGCCCUUUUGUAAAAACACAUUAAUAAGCACCGUACACAGACGUGUUGACAGAUGUUGAGCAGAUUACAGAGUGACAGAUGUUUUGUCUCAGGUACUAUAUCGGUUUUGUAACAUAUUAACCGAAAACCUUAAGAUGUUUUUCUUGGGCCUAAAACUCUGCAUGUCAGACACUGUCAGACACACACUGUCGUGCAUGUCUGCUGUGUCUGUGGACUGUAAUAGAUCACUGUAGGGCAGAGUGGGUGAAGCCAAACUCUUGCUUGUUCUCCACAUUGAUGUGCUGGAAAACCACCUGCUUCUGUUGUGAAGCCAUUUUGUUCCUGUACAUAGAGCCGAGGAUGUGUCUUCUCCUGGGAUGUUCCUUUCUCAUGAAUAAAUGAUGAGGAAUUCAAUGUAUUUUACUCAUGUCAUGCAAAUGAAUUCAACAAUAAGGAUGCGUUUGCAGAAGAUGAACCACGGUAUGGUUUUGUGUCAAACUGCCAAACUGUUUCUGUCACAUUGAAGUUUAUAUGUUUUGGUUCGUAGAAAACAAGCAUUGUGAUAUUCCCUGUGCUCCAGUGUUAUGGUAAAGUUCCACAUGCAUGAUCAUGGUGACGAGGACAAUGGGACACGUGUGAGAGAUGAGUCUGGUGAUUCUUGACUUAGUCUCUCCAUUACGUUUUAAUGAGAUUCAUUUCACCAUUUAAGUAAACAACAAACAGUGACAUGUUUAUACCUCCCAAUUUCCAGCUCACACCAUCAGUAUCUGCAAACACACCGUUGCCCCUGAAUAAGAUGUAUAUUUAUAUCAUGUGUUGUUGAGUUGUUCCAGUGUGUUGAGUUUGACAUGUUUUCUAAAAUGUGAACACAGGACAUAUGGAUAGGUGACAAAGGAAAAAAUAAAGAUGUAUUUUAGAAGAGAAGUGUGUUGACGUCAAAGGUCUCUUCAUACAGGUCAGGUUGAGGCUUCAGCCUGUAGUUUAUAGGACUUUGCUUUACAUGUACAGUGCAGCCUAGGACUUGAACUCAACGUCCUUCUGUACAGAACAGCCUAAUCUGUGCCUGGGGACACUCGCCCAAAGAGUUACCCAUCACGCCUGGAUUUGCUAGAUAGAGAUGCUUUCUGGAACAUUAUGUAGAAUAAACUGUACAAAAUAAAUCAAUGUUUAAUUGAU
Solea senegalensis (Senegalese sole) is the source of this 9772-nucleotide messenger RNA. RefSeq names its product voltage-dependent R-type calcium channel subunit alpha-1E (gene cacna1ea). Gene Ontology annotation, molecular function: high voltage-gated calcium channel activity. The transcript has 48 exons. Gene Ontology annotation, biological process: calcium ion import across plasma membrane; chemical synaptic transmission. Bases 121 to 7635 code for a protein of 2504 amino acids. The record is from RefSeq and is a predicted model, not a curated record. Lineage: Eukaryota; Metazoa; Chordata; Actinopteri; Pleuronectiformes; Soleidae. Gene Ontology annotation, cellular component: neuronal cell body; membrane; voltage-gated calcium channel complex.